CAGCCAUUUCUGUCUUAAGAGGAAUAGAAAAGAAGAGGUUUAUCUAUAGCUCUAGGAAGAGUUUACAUAUAGAAAACAGUCAGGAAUACCUCCAUCUAAGCUUUAUCAAAGGUUUCUUGGAAUACUGGUGGAAUGGGAAAGAGUCUGGACUUCAUUAUUCUACUCCUUGCUUCAGACUUGGCUGUGCUGCUUAGUAGUAAGUUCACUUCAGGGACAGGCCUUCGAUAAUUUGAAUCCGCUACACAUGGAGCACAAAGAUGAUGAUGAUGAUGAUGAUGUGUCUUUUGCCAAAUGGAUGAGCAGCUUCUGGGGACACAGCUGGACAGAAGAAAAUGAGAGAGGACUCCGGGACCGUCAUGGAUCACAAGACGCCACUUACAGGAAAACCUCCCUGCCCUGCCCAAAAAUUUUUAUUCUGUAUUCCCAGUUUCCUGCGCUUCCCAGAAUCACAUCGUCUGAUAGCCAUCCCAGAAGGCAUUCUCAUGAGGACCAGGGAUUUCGAUGCCAUACCCGCACGCUGGAUUACAGAAAAUGCUCAGCAGAUGAGUCAUUCAAGGAGCCACUGGAAUCAAAAGGAAGAGCCCAUUCCAAAAUUCAAGCAUUUUCAGAGUCCUUUGAACAGCAACUGUGCUUUAGAACCAAACGCUCUGUCUCUUUGGGACCUGAGAGCAGAAAGGAGAGAAGUGAAAGGGAAUGCCUGAGGAUGGAGAUAAAAUCUCGAAAGAAAGUGAAGGAAAGAAGGAACUCUAGGAAGGAAGAACAUGGAGAAGCAUACAUGCCCCCCUUGCUUGAAAAAGAGCCCAAAUAGUAUUUUGUUUCCACAUCAUGUCUCCAGAUACCACUGUGGUUUUUGGGUCCCAGUAUGCCAGGCCAGGUGGUGGUAGCUGUGACGAGGGUCCGCAGCCGCUGAGUGACUGCGGUGGGUGCCGCUGCUCCCCAAGAUGACUCGCACUGGACUCCAACUGCUUCUGAUGUCUUAGUCGAGAGUGUGAUGUGCUAUGUUGUCCUUUUAUGGGAAUAAGGAGAAUGAAAGGUAUUUUAAUAGAAUAAGUGAUUCUUAAAAAUGUAAAGAAAGGUAUUUAAAGAGCCACCCACCCGUCUUCACUAACUCUUCUUCCACAUCAACCUUGCAAAUCAUUUUAAAUAAAAGUCAUUGGUGUGACUCUAAGUUUA
Molecule: messenger RNA, 1173 nt
Organism: Ailuropoda melanoleuca (giant panda)
Lineage: Eukaryota; Metazoa; Chordata; Mammalia; Carnivora; Ursidae
Gene: LNP1
Product: leukemia NUP98 fusion partner 1
Exons: 5
Coding region: 245-808 (187 amino acids)
Source: RefSeq, a predicted model, not a curated record